AUGGGCAACAGUCUCUCCAUGUGCGGCUUGGUCGCCAGUAGCGACGAUCACGAUACACAAUUGCAUUAUCAAAGCAAAGACUUCACUCGAGAGAUUGUUGACAAAGUAGCGGCUGAACGUAAGCGUUCUCUCUCUACAACGACGGACUCGUCCGUGGCUUCCAUUUUAUCCAACUCAGAACAGCUUAUUCCGGAAGCUUUUCUGCCUAAGGACAUACAGGUGCUGUCUCAGCGCAGACAGCGCCAGCACCGUCAUAGCAAAAAUUUGUCAAUAGGGUCGUCCCGAGUCAGCAAUUUAUCAUAUCGAAGUGUGGGCCUUGUGCACGUGGUGCGCACGAAUGUUGCGACUGACAAAAUCGGUGGCAGUGUGAACAAAAAGUACAACUUUGGCAUCAAGACGGCGUCCUCUAGCUUUGGCUACAGUGACGAUGAAAGCAAGAACCCCACGGCUGUGUCCAAUCGACGUGCCGACCACAGCGGCAGACUUUCUGUCCAAGAGAUUCAAGUCAAGUGA
This is a messenger RNA of Peronospora belbahrii, 513 nucleotides long. The record is from the annotation of a GenBank genome assembly. NCBI's taxonomy places the organism in Eukaryota, Oomycota, Peronosporomycetes, Peronosporales, Peronosporaceae.